Molecule: messenger RNA, 618 nt
Organism: Ilex paraguariensis (yerba mate)
Lineage: Eukaryota; Viridiplantae; Streptophyta; Magnoliopsida; Aquifoliales; Aquifoliaceae
Source: the annotation of a GenBank genome assembly
AUGAAUCCAGAAUAUGACUACCUGUUUAAGCUUUUGCUCAUUGGAGAUUCAGGAGUUGGAAAAUCGUGUCUCCUUCUGAGGUUUGCUGAUGAUUCAUAUCUGGAAAGUUACAUUAGCACCAUUGGGGUUGAUUUUAAAAUCCGCACCGUGGAGCAGGAUGGGAAAACUAUUAAGCUCCAGAUUUGGGACACUGCGGGGCAAGAACGCUUUAGGACAAUUACUAGCAGUUACUAUCGUGGGGCACAUGGAAUUAUUGUGGUCUAUGAUGUGACUGAUCAAGAGAGCUUUAAUAAUGUCAAGCAAUGGUUAAAUGAAAUUGACCGCUAUGCGAGUGAGAACGUAAACAAGCUCCUAGUUGGAAACAAGUGUGACCUCACGGCGCAGAAGGUUGUGUCUUAUGAGGCAGGGAAGGCAUUUGCUGAUGAAAUUGGGAUACCCUUUUUGGAAACAAGUGCUAAAAAUGCAACCAAUGUGGAACAGGCUUUCAUGGCCAUGGCGGCUGAGAUCAAGAACAGGAUGGCAAGCCAACCAGCCAUGAACAAUGCCAGGCCUCCAACUGUGCAGAUCCGAGGACAAUCUGUCAACCAAAAAUCUGGUUGCUGCUCUUCCUGAAGAGAG